This is a messenger RNA of Pecten maximus, 2714 nucleotides long. RefSeq names its product progesterone-induced-blocking factor 1-like. The record is from RefSeq and is a predicted model, not a curated record. Gene Ontology annotation, cellular component: centriolar satellite. The coding region runs from base 127 to 2451 and encodes 774 amino acids. The transcript is spliced from 15 exons. Gene Ontology annotation, biological process: cilium assembly. Lineage: Eukaryota; Metazoa; Mollusca; Bivalvia; Pectinida; Pectinidae.
AUACUGAGACUCAGACUAUAAACAAGAAAAGAGAAAUUUGGAAAUGGCUCUCGAUUUUAAACGUCAACCGUGAAUUUCAAGUGAUCAGCAGCUGGUAUUCGUUUCAGGAGAUAACUAGUAUUAGAAAUGGCUGCGAACGAUUUAUCCAAAACGUUCGAUGAAAUCGAAUCGGACGAGUUGAGUGGACUAGAAACAACCGCUCCAACCGAUUUGACUCUUUCACCGGACCGAGAUGUCGACAGGCGAGAGAGAAAAACAAAAAUCACUCGACAAUUGAUAGAAAAGAAACAGUUAACACAUGAUCUUCAAUUACUUAGAAUAGAACUUUCACAAAAGAAUUUAAAUAUGGAAAACAUGAAAGCGCAAUCGUUACAAAAAGUGGAAGAACUUGAAGAGAAACUCCAUGAUGCUUUGCAUGAAAAGCAAAUUUUGACGGCACGUUUAGAAUCACAAUUAAGCAUACAGGAGCAGGAUGCGAGAAGAAGGCAGGAAUUAAUUAAAAGUGAAUUAGAAGAUGUUAGACAAAGACAAAAGCAUUUAGAAUCAACAAAUGAAAGGUUACAAGAAAAAGCUGGAAAUGUCAGAAGGACAUUGAAAGAUUUGGACGUAUCUGAAGAUAAAUAUUAUGAGCUGCGCAGUCAAAGUGAAGAAGAUGUAUCUUUGAGAGAUUUUGUUGCGAUGCGUUUGUAUGAAGCAGUACGUCCACUGAGUACAGAAAUCGAUCAGUUGCGAUUAAGGAACAAGACAUUGGAGGAGGAGACCAACGCAUAUUCCAAAGACGUAGUGGAACUACGUGAGAAACUUGAUGAGGAACGUCAGAGUCAUGGUGAAUUGCGUGUAAAACAUCAGAAAAUAUCUAUGGAAUAUGCAGAUACUAAAUCACAAGUAAAGGUCGAUAAUUACCGUGUGGAGAACUACGACAGGGUGAAAGGAGACAGAGACAACAUGGAGUCAGACAUCCUGGAUUUACAGCGACAGUUGUCAGUCCUGGAUGGAGCUCAUAAAAGUCUACAGAAGGAGAGAGAUGACCUUUAUAGUGAUUGUACAGCAGCCAAACAGUCCCUGUCACUUCUCAAACAAGACAAGGAGUACCUCACCAAACAGGUGUCCGACCUGUCUAACCGAAUCACCUUCGCCGAGGAGAAGGCUCAACAGAGCGCCCUCAAUCUAGAAGAUGCCAAAAGAUCCCGUGAAGACAUGUAUGAAAAAUAUGUCAGCUCCAGAGAUCAGUAUAAAACAGAGUAUGAAAACAAACUGAAGGAUGAAUUGGAACAAAUUAGGACACGGACAAAUGCUGAGAUAGACAGACUAAGGACAAGUACACGGGAGAUGUAUGAGCGUGAGAAUAGGAACCUACGAGAGGCAAGAGAAAUGGCCAUUUCGGAGCGGGAUAGAGCUCAGGCGGCAGAGAGAGAAACAUCAACAAAGUACGACCAGCUAUUGACCGAAUUCAGACAGCUGCAGAUGAGUGGAGAUUCUCGACUUUCUGAGCUGAAGAAUGAGGUGAAGUUGAAGGGUUUUGAGGCAGAGAGAACUCAAAUGGUACACGAACAGGCUGUGCGUAACCUGACCGAGAGUCAACUAGAUGUGGAGAAACUUCAGAAGAAAAAUGAGGUAUUGACCAAGGAAUAUUACAGCCUUCAGGGUGGUAUGGACAAACGCAUCCUAGAACUGGAAUCAGAGAUCUCGGAUAAACAAUCAAAACUGAUAGCUUAUGAGAAGAUUGAGAAAGAGCUGGAUGAUGUGGUCAUGCAGGCUGCAGAAGUGGACGAUGAACAGGAGGCAGAGAAGGUGCUAUUUUCUUAUGGAUAUGGAGCUAAUAUGCCUAGUACAGCCAAGAGGAGACUGCAGCAGAGUGUGCAUCUAGCUAGGCGGGUCCUUCAGUUGGAGAAAAUCAACACUAACUUAAAGAAGGAUGUGGAUAGAGAGAAGAGCAAGAUAAAGCAGCUGGCAGAGGAGCUAAAGAGUAGUAACUCCUUACUGGACCAAGCACAGCAGCCAUAUAACUAUCUGAUUGAGAGCAUACGACAGAGGGACGCCAGCCUUCAGAAACAGAAGGAAUACAUCAACAGUCUGGAACAUGACAAGGAAGCUUUGGAGAAGGAGAGGGAAGAUAUUGUUAGGACUAAGAAUCAGAUGUCUCUUGAUUUGGAGCGACUUCUGAACCAGAAAGAGGAAAUGUCCGUCAUGAAGCAAGUUGUGAUGAACUUGUCAAAGCAUCAGUCAGGAACUAAGAAACCAUCCGUUGUCCCACGGGACACUGCCAAGCCUAAGCCUUCAACUGUCUUUGCUCCACACAACAUGUUUGAGCCACAGGAUGACCCAAAUAUUCUCAAGCCUGGAUCUAUUUCACUGACUCGAGACAAGUCACAGUGGGCCAAAAAACUUAAACAGAAGAACAUGUCCGAACAGCCAAAAUAUUCAAAAGUUUAUGCUACAGCAACGUCAUAGCCCUUGCCUCUUCCACAACAGAGCAAUGCAAAAUAUUUGAAAACAUUGAAAAGGCAUUUGAAAACAGCAAUUCCCAACAUUUCUUGUGACAUGUCUGAAAUUGUUUUCCUACAAUAGUGAUAAUAAUGUGGUGUAAUUUCCAAGUUGUAUAUUUGAAUAUAAACAUUAAGUAAAGUGUUGUCACAAGCAUUUUAUCUGUAUCAGUCAGUCAUGAAUCUAACAUGUAUACUUAGAAAGCAUUACUGAAUUAUGCCUUUUAUUAG